Molecule: messenger RNA, 1596 nt
Organism: Photinus pyralis (common eastern firefly)
Lineage: Eukaryota; Metazoa; Arthropoda; Insecta; Coleoptera; Lampyridae
Exons: 7
Coding region: 391-1560 (389 amino acids)
Source: RefSeq, a predicted model, not a curated record
UUAAAAAAAUUAAUAUCUAAUGAUUGCAUUUUAGGUUUUAGAUAAUGCAGAACUUUUUAUGAAGAAUAACUUUUUCCUAAAUCCAAUAAUAACAGUUUCCCAUAUGAGUCCAACACUGUAUACAAAAUUUGUCAUAAAAAUACUUAUUUUAAUUCAGAAUUUGAGAACUGAAUAUAAAUUUUCUAAGAAUUAAUGACGAGUGUUGCUUAAUUCGUCCAUUCUUUAUCAGAAGAUAUCAAAUUUGAUGAAGUACUUUAUUUGAAGUAAAAGGAAAAUAAAAUAUUCCAUCUACACCUCCUACUUUUGCGCAAUUUAUUAUCAGUAAUUAACAAAGGAGGAUUUGUGUAAUUAUUCUGAUUAACAUUGGAUAAUAAUGGACAUUGGACUUUAAUGUCGCUAAUUAAUCACCAGUUUUGUCUGUUUAUUAUGGAUAUGGAUUCAUUAAACUCAACUUGGUCGGUGGUCAAAUUCCCUAAAGAAAAUUCGGUGUGCGUUGUACCUACAUCGUGGAUACAUAAGGACAAAUGUUAUUGGCCCCCUUAUAACGAUAAGUUGACCAGGACUGCAAUUGAAAAGCAUGAAUCAUUUAACGCCCAAACAUGGCUCGAGUUUCCGUGUGAACCUUUUAGGAAUGCCACAUAUGAUACAUUCAAAGAAGCAAAUCGAAAGUCACAGAUUGCUAUGACAACUUCAGAUUUAGAGUCAAGUGCUGAAGCUGGUGCUACCACUGUUUCAUCGCGAAAACGGAAGAUAUUCAGAAAAACCUUUAGUUUUUCGUCUAUUGACGAGGAAAAUGAAGAGUCAGUAUUACCGGAACCACCAAAACUGACAAUAAGAGAAACGUUUGAAAGACGCGCAGAUGAACCUCAACACAGUAGUUGCAGUGCGGCAUCAAUAGAUGUGGAGUGUGAGGAACUAAUUUUACCUGAAUUACAUACACCGAACAAAAGAAAAGAAAACUCUCAGACAAGAGAUGAUACAAUGGUAGAAACUACAAUGCAAGGUCAAAGUAGUAAAGCAAUAUCAAGGAAAGGUGACGGCCAUGGUCAGGAUGAAACUCAAACAAUUAAAUAUCUCCAGCAAAUCAUUAAAAAACAAAAUAUAUUGCAAUCCAUCCUUAUGGAUAUUAGUAAUAGAAUAACAAAUUUGGAAUCACAGAAUAGUACCCAAACUCAAGAGAACGUUGAUGAUAAUGCAGAAUCCUUUUUUGUGAUUAUGACAAAUCUACCAAUAGAUUCGCAGGAGCAUUUAAAUGAUUUGGAAAUGUACUUAAGUACACCAGAACAUAUGGAGAGCGCCGUUAAAGAAGUGUCUCAUAUUGGUGGGAAGGACACGUAUGAUUUCGUUUUUCGUGCAACACAGAAGCUCAUUACAAACAAUUUCUGUGGUACUACAUUUAGCUUUUUGGGAAGGCGCAAAAAGGAACCUUUUACUAAACUCAAAUUGAAUGAACUUCUAAUAAAAUCAUCAAUGCACUUGUUCCCUUCUGCAACAUUGAAGGAUGUAGAAGGCAGUAUUACGAAAUGGUUAAGACGGUGCUUGGAAAGAUCCAAGAAAUAAAUACCUUUUAGUUUCAUAUACUUAUGUAGCGCUGUG